GCAUUUGAACACAGCUGAAGGAAGCUGAUUGCUCUGAGUGCUAAAUAAGCAGGAACAAUACACACUGGAUUUGUCUGUCUCUUGGUAGAGGGGACACAAAAUGAGUGCAGGGGACGAGAUCUGCACUGGCUGGCUCAUCAAGUCACCUCCUGAAAAGAAACUAAAACGAUACGUUUGGCGAAAGCGUUGGUUUGUUUUACGGCGUGGACGGAUGUGUGGAAACCCUGAUGUUUUAGAGUACUAUAGAAACAGUCAUUCAAAGAAACCAAUACGGGUUAUCGACCUGAACGAAUGCGAAGUGCAAAAAUACAUUGGUGUCAACCUUAUUAAAAAAGAAUUUCAGAACAGUUUUGUAUUUAUUGUAAAAACCACCUACCGCACAUUUUAUCUGGUGGCUAGGACUGAGGAAGAAAUGCAGAACUGGGUGUACAACAUAAGUCGGAUCUGUAACUUUGGUCAACUUGAAGAUGGUACAGAUUCUAUUGAGAGCCUUUCUCAUACCAACUCUUCAGUCCAAGCAUCACCAGCAGGCUCUACUCACACGUCAAGAAUCACAGACCCCUAUUAUUCAGCGGACAGCCCUGCAGCAGACACUCCAACAGAAGAGAAUAGGAGCGAAUCAGAUUCAAUAUUCAUCCCAGACUAUCUGUUUUUAUCAAAUUGUGAGAGUGGGAAAUUAAAUAACGCCAGGUGUGAUGCUUGGUCUAAUUCCGAUAAAUCCCUGGAGCAAACAUCUUCUGAUGAUGUCUUCCUUGACGCUUUACAGUCUCAACACUCUCUUAACCAAACUGUUAAUGUUCAUAUCCAUCACAAUCACUCACAACCAGCACAUUUCAUUGUAGUCAAGGACCUUGAAUCAAAUGGAUCAUGUAGUGACUUCUCUUCAUCGUCGCCACUGUUGGGACCACCCUCAUCACAGACUUUUUCAAUUGAUAAAAGCUACAGUUCUGUAAGUGAAGCUGAAGUCUUACCUAACACUCCACCACCAAGACCGCCAAAACCAAAUCAUUUUUCUGAAGUGAAACCUGAAGUGAUUUCCAGUGGAGUAAUACAGAACGGACAUUGUUUUUCAGGAAUUGUGCCUAGAAGAAUUUCUUUGUCUAGUUUAGACAAUGUGAGGAACUGGAGAGGUGACCCAGAAGAUUGUUCACUAAGGACACGAGAUAAAAGGCUUAGUUUAAACCUGCCGAGAUUUGCUCCACUUUAUUCUUUGUCAUCAGACGGUUCUGAAGACAGCUAUGUUCCUAUGAGCUCAAAUGCUUCUCCACCUGUUUCGGAGUCAGACUGCAGCAUAGACGGAUAUAUCCCGAUGAGUCCAGUCACUGCUACAUUCACGUUCAAUGCCUCUGUCAACUCCAAGGUUUCUAGCCCGUUACCAGACUUACCAACAGACCUUGAACCACCUCCAGUGAACCGUGACCUUAAGCCACGUAGAAAAACUCGACCACCUCCCCUCGACCUUCGUAACCUUUCUACAAUUAGGGAACACGCACCCAUAAGCAGAACAUGGACAGUGCCUUACAAUAGAACCAGCUUUAUCUCCCCAGAAAGUGAUGUUAGUAGCUCAGCAAGUAUAUUUACCAGUUCUAUCUCAGGAGAGGAGGAUGAAAGCUACAUUCCAAUGGAACAGAGACAAGGAUCAUCACCAAGUAAUGGACAUUUUCCAUGGCCAAGGAAGUUCAAUCUCGAUUAUUUGGCAUUGGAUUUUAACUCUGCAUCCCCAUCCCCAGUCCAGAAGAAACCAUUCCUGUCUGAAGAACAGAGAGUGGACUAUGUACAAGUAGACGAGAAGAAAACUCAGGCCUUGCAGAGCACUAAACAAGAGUGGACAGACGAGAGACAAUCAAAAGUUUAAUGUAGUGUUGGUUGGUUCUUUUGCACUAGGACAUUUUCAUAACAUCGCUAAAUAUUUUAACACUUUUUGUAUGUAUCACGUCUUGGAAAAUAAGUUGAGCAUUUAGAGAGAUGGACCAGCUUUUUUUCACAUCUUCAUUUUUCCUAUGGAAUAUGUUAAGAUUUUUAUGAAGUCGUCAUGGAUAAACUGUGAGUCCAGUUAUUAAGGGAAACUGGAAGUGGUUAAUUUAUUCAAUGCUUUGGAUUGAUAUGUAUGAAUACUUGGUUAAAGGAGCUGACAGAUUAUAGAACUGUAUGCAACAACGUUAGCAGAAAAUCUUUAAACCUUCCUUGAAUCAGUUUAAAAAACAAAAUGAUCUAAUGUACAGUAAAUGAAGUUAUUAAUGUUACAAAGUGCAGCAUUAUGUAAUAUUAACUUAGUGGUACCUGUAAAACAAAUAAAAAUUAAGAACAUUAAAGAUUUAA
This is a messenger RNA of Bombina bombina (fire-bellied toad), 2319 nucleotides long. It is a transcript of the gene GAB3, whose product is annotated as GRB2 associated binding protein 3. The coding region runs from base 101 to 1855 and encodes 584 amino acids. Lineage: Eukaryota; Metazoa; Chordata; Amphibia; Anura; Bombinatoridae. The transcript has 10 exons. The record is from RefSeq and is a predicted model, not a curated record.